GAUUGAUGUAUUUUAGCAUGUCUGAUGGAUGGUUUGAAGUCUGUGAGAGACAGAUAAUUGCAUGAUUGGAUAUUUGAUAUAAAAAUGCCAAAAUGAAAAUAAAUACUUUUUUACUGAAAUGAUUACCAGCAGCUAGUAUCAUCACAAGGAAAUAUAGACUCUAUCCUCCAUUAACAUAUUCACAUUCCAUUUCUUUAACCUUACGCCAACAGAUAUUUCAUAAAAUCAGGACAAUUAAUACUUUGACUUGGUCUUGGUUUACUUAAGUUUAAACCAAGUCAAAUAAUUUUCAUAACAAUUUCCAUAAUUAGAUUUAGAACUCUACUGUUUGUUCUACUUGUUUUAGGCCUAAUUAUCAAUUUUUGGGAUUUAUAUUUAUUAAAUUAUUUACUAGUACUACUACGGUAUAUUUUUCUGUUUCAAAAGUCAUGGAUCUGAACUUCCUGAACUUGGAAUGGAUUACAUCUACAGACAGACAGAGGUACACAUGCACAGACAACAUGGACAAGGCUCACCUUGUGCUGACUUCUGUCACUCAGUCUCAGAGAGAUCGAGUAAAAGCUAGUAACGAAAGGAAGCAAGGGGAUGGUUGCUGGUUGCCCCGCCCGGGUCGACCACGGCAGGCGCGGUAAGACUGAACGCCCUCGGCCCUGUGUCGACUGUAGUGUAGGCUGUAGCUGUCAGUCUUGUUAUGACUUGUUAUCUUCUUCACGCCAAUUGUAUCCCGUCCACCAAGAGCCCAAAACGAUAAAAAAGACGUGCCACUUGUUGGAGUAAAACUAUGGAAACUAUUAAGGUUUUUAAUUAAAACGUACUACUAUUACGGUACUACUAGACUUGUGAGUAGUGGUAUACUUCACGGAAAUCUCGGCCCGGGACUCUUGAGCUUGCACUUGCUUGAUUACGCAGAGCGCGCGCUGUACACAGUGCAGUGCACAUGCACAGUGGCCAAUACCAAAGAUACCGUCGAGUCAUCAUGUGAUCACAUAACUAUAUCAUCACGUGAUCGCCCAUGUGUUGCGCGUAAAUUAAUUACGGACUCGACUGGAGGAAAUCAACAGAAGAAGAAGAAGAAGAAGGUUACCGUAAAUUACCUUCAUUCAUCGUGAUCGCAAACAACGUCCAUGUGAAAUGAAGUUUGUCAAAAUGAACGUCUAACUUUUAGAUCAAAGUCUAGGAAAUCAACAGACUGCCCAGACCAAGCUGGUGAAUGAUUGAACAGAAGACCGAUGAUUUAAAAAAAUCAAACCGUGAACAGAUGAACAAUAUAACCGACGAUGCUGUCAAGAAAUCGUUUGAUGUGUCUCCUACAUCAAACUCUCCACCAUGGAAGGCUUCAGGAUGUUUACGGUACCAGUAGAGGAAAAUCAUUUCAAAGAAUCUGUACCUGCCCUUAUGACAGCUCUUCAUUUCAAAGACUACAAAAUUUGGGCAUGAAAUCAAGACAUUUCCAUUUGACUGCUUGUAGAAAAGGUACAGAUGGUUACAGUUCUACAGGUAAGGUGGAUUCAACUCUGAGUGAUGGCUCUGAAACAAAAGAGAGUUAUCUUGAAGCAAGCAGAAAAGGUGUUCUGAAGGGCAGACGGACACUCUCCCCAAUGGAAAGAAUUGGUGGUAUGAUAAUGAAUAACCCUGAAACUGAGGAAAGAACUAAAAAUCAGAAUACUACUAGUGACUCCAAAACUUCUGGUAUCAGGGAUUCCAAAGAUGUCAUCAAUGCCGAUGAAAUAAAGUCAGCUCAGGUAUGUGACUCCAGUCAUGUGCAAAGAUUUAGAACAUCGGUAGAUGGUGAAACUUCUGUGAAAGUGAGUGACUUUGAUAAAGCCCAGCACCAGGGGCCUCCUCUCGUAGAUGGAGAAUACAUCAUUAUCACCAGAGAGAACUUGAAGAGGCAGGAGAAACUUGUUCGCCUGAUCAAGCUUGAUGCUUCCCAGGACUUCAAGUGCAAGUUUGGUAACCUACGGCAUGCAGAUAUCGUCGGACAUCAGAGUGGCAGUGUCUUUGUGACUGAUAUUGGCAUUGAGCUUCUGAUUAGGCGACCAAGUCUGGAUGAAUAUGUGCUCUACAUGAAGAGGCAUCCAACCAUUGCAUACCCAAAGGAUUGUUGUACAAUGCUAAUGAUGAUAGAUGCUUAUCCUGGUGAUGUGGUCUUAGAAGCGGGUUCAGGGUCUGGAGCUAUGACGUUGUUCCUUUCUAGAGCAGUUGGACACAAUGGCCAAGUUCUUUCCUUUGACAGAGAACGGAACCAUCAGGUCAGAGCGGAGAAGAACCUCAGCCUGUGGCAGAAAUCCUAUGACAUCAGCCAUGAAGUCAAGUGGCCCCAGAAUGUCUUAUUUUACUCCUGUAGAUUGCAGGACUGUGGACAAUAUAUCAAAGAUACUCAAGUGGAUGGGGCAAUUAUUGAUAUGGAGGAACCUUCCAGAGUGAUGUCUACUAUGUCUCAAAGACUUAAACCAGGGAAGGCAAUGGCUGUGUAUGUGGCAAAUCUGACCAUGGUGAUUGAGAUAGCUGAAGCCAUUCGCAUAGAAAGACUCCCCCUUUUCAUCGAGACUACCAUAGAAGUCACCCACAAGGAAUGGGUUGUAAACCCAGCCAGGCGGUAUGGAGGGAUUGUUCUGCAAGACCCAAAGGCAUCCGACGAACAGGAGUUUGAGAAUGAGGUGGUAGGAAAAAGCAAAGGAGUGCGAUACAUUGCCGAUGAAAUACCCAAAUAUCUUGCAAGACCACAUCAUAUUCAACCUUCUCAUACAGCAUUCUUGGUAAAAAUUAGGAAAACAAGGAAAUCAUCGUCAACAUUUAAGGUUUGAAACUAAAAAUGGACAAUUAAUAACACAAGUUAGCUUUAUCGUUGUUUAAGUUUCUGCUAUAAAUCUAUUUUUAAUCUUUGAUAAAUAAACGUACAAAUAUUUCAAAAAUUCACAAAGUUUAAUAAAAUAAAUUUAGCACAAAAUCAUUUUGACAAAUAUAUACAACAACGAUAUUGAAAUUAAAUUUUGUCAGUUUGAUAACUUAUUUGUGUGCAGAAAAACAUUUCAAUAAAUAAACCAUAUUCUAAUUACAUGUACUAACAAUGAGAAAGAAAUCAAUUUCUGGAUUAUAUAGAGCGAUAAUUUGAGGAGAUUAAUAAAAGGUUUUAAAGUCUUUUCCAAAUAUUAGUUACAGUCAAGCAUUUUCAUUGUGACCUGCAACCAAGUUUAUUUUUCAUCCAUCAAUUUAAAAAGUGGUACAUUGUACUCUAUGAACAGAAUAUGUAGUUGAAUUCUCUACUUACAUGUAGGUGGUAAUUGUGAAAUUCAAGUGAAAAUUAAUAAAUUGCUGAUUUUAAAUAA
Molecule: messenger RNA, 3329 nt
Organism: Lytechinus pictus (painted urchin)
Lineage: Eukaryota; Metazoa; Echinodermata; Echinoidea; Temnopleuroida; Toxopneustidae
Product: tRNA (adenine(58)-N(1))-methyltransferase, mitochondrial-like
Exons: 8
Coding region: 1278-2807 (509 amino acids)
Biological process (GO): mitochondrial tRNA methylation
Cellular component (GO): tRNA (m1A) methyltransferase complex; mitochondrion
Molecular function (GO): tRNA (adenine(58)-N1)-methyltransferase activity
Source: RefSeq, a predicted model, not a curated record